AAAGAGGGGGGUGGAAAUCCGUGGCCUCCACACCCCCUUCGAACGUUCGCUGGAUGAUCCCUCCCUUUCUCUGCCGCUGCAAGGAUGCAGCCCGGCAGCUCCGGGGCAGAGAGCAGGGAGGCGCCGGCGGCCCCGGGCGCGGGUUCGGCUCUCAGGAUUCAGGGGUGCCAACGCGCCCUGGAGGCUGACGUCGGGGGCGUGGGGCUGUGAUGCUCGAGCGAGGAUGGCGCGGUGUCAGAGCCAUUGGCCGCCGGUGGUCAUCAAUCAAUUCGGGGCUGGGGAAGCGGUAGAGAAAGAAGGACAAGCGCCCAGCGGAGCCUGGGGCCGCGAGCGCCAGCGCCAACAGUGCCAGCCGCGGCGGCCGCGGCGGAGACGACGGCAGUGGCAACGAGGAACUGAGCGAAAACGCAGAGCAGUAUUGAUGAGUAGAUCCUUGGGUUCAGAGGUUGGCUGAAACGCACCAUGCCCACUUCCAUCCUUCGCUCUGGAAAGUUGUGAAUUGCUCAUGCCUAUAGAGAGGAAGGAUGGCACAUGGGAUUCCUUCUCAAGGCAAAGUUACCAUCACGGUGGAUGAGUACAGCUCCAACCCCACCCAGGCAUUCACGCAUUACAACAUCAACCAGAGCAGGUUCCAGCCGCCACAUGUACAUAUGGUCGACCCCAUCCCAUAUGACACUCCAAAACCAGCGGGCCACACGCGGUUUGUCUGCAUCUCAGACACACACUCCAGAACAGAUGGUAUCCAGAUGCCUUAUGGGGACAUCCUUCUCCACACAGGCGAUUUCACCGAGCUGGGACUGCCCUCAGAGGUUAAGAAGUUUAAUGACUGGUUAGGAAACCUGCCAUAUGAAUAUAAAAUAGUGAUUGCUGGGAAUCAUGAACUGACAUUUGAUAAGGAAUUCAUGGCAGACCUUGUUAAACAGGACUACUACCGUUUCCCCUCUGUGUCGAAAUUGAAACCAGAAGACUUUGACAACGUUCAGUCCCUCCUGACAAACAGUAUUUACUUACAAGACUCGGAGGUAACAGUGAAGGGAUUCAGGAUAUAUGGUGCACCUUGGACCCCGUGGUUUAAUGGAUGGGGCUUUAACCUGCCCAGAGGUCAAUCUCUGCUGGACAAGUGGAACCUCAUCCCCGAGGGCAUUGACAUACUCAUGACACACGGACCUCCUCUAGGUUUUCGAGACUGGGUUCCAAAGGAGCUUCAGAGAGUGGGCUGCGUGGAGCUUUUAAACACAGUCCAGAGGCGAGUCCGGCCCAAACUCCAUGUGUUUGGUGGAAUCCAUGAAGGUUACGGCAUUAUGACCGACGGUUACACAACGUACAUCAAUGCCUCAACGUGUACAGUCAGCUUUCAACCGACCAACCCUCCAAUUAUAUUUGACCUUCCAAACCCACAGGGUUCCUGAAGCUCCAGACACCCAAUUGGAAUGUGAGGGAAGGUCUAAAAAAACUGCCAUUUUUCUAAUUAUAAACUUACAUUCUCUUCCUUGUUUAUUUCCAGAUCCUGUGAGUUCUUUUUGUAAAUUGCUGGAACACAAAUGAUGCUAGAGGUUAUGCUUCUUCUUCCUUAUUUUUAAAAUGGGGCAUCCAUUUGGAAUCAAAAGAGCGUUGUGAAUUUGUAAAAUGACUUCUGUUUUCUCAAAGGCCACGCCAUUGUAAAUUGUUAGUGUUCGCCAAAGGACAGCCAAGCUUUCUUUUGAAAAGGUGAUAAAAGUCUUAUUUUAAUAUGCUUUAAGCUGGAAAAAGAAAAAAAAAAAAGAAAUAAAGCAGGUAGGCAGUGUUUUAAAAACCACCCAGAUUUGCACAACAGUUUAAGAGUAUUGUUUGAAGUAUUUUAUUUUUAUGAUGUUUGUUGUUGUUGUUUUUCUUGGGAAUGCUUCUUUUUUGCAGACGUGGCCCAGAUUUAGAGAAAUCUUUGCAACAAAAGUAGGCGUGGAAAAGACUUCCCUUCACACUCUCACUAUAAAGCAAGCUGUGUCAAGGGAAAAAAACAGCUCUCGUUUAGAGGAUGGCUUAGCUAGUGAGAUCCAUAUUGUGGUUAUACAAGGUCUCAUCGUUUGUUUGUUUCUUUUAAAUUAUUUUAGCUUUAAAAACAUGGAAAUGGAAUCUGUCAAGAGCAGGUAUUUCAUGCAGUUUAAAAAAAAAAAUGAGCGUGCAGACUCCUUUUCAAUAUGGGUUUAUAUAUAUAAAUAUUUUUUGUGUAUUAUGACUAAGUUAGGGGUUAAAUAUUGCCAAGGACAGUACAACUGUAAAGGGAUGCUUGAUCGUGGAGCAUCAGAAGUCCGAAGGAGCUGACGCAUGUUCUCAGAACUCAAGGUCUUAAAGAGCUUGAGUUAAAUCUAGGUACACUCGCAGGCGUGUAUAGAUUUAAAUGGAUGCAAUGGAAGCUAACUAAAAUAAGGCUUAGUUGUCCUUUAUAUUUAAAUGCCCUGAAUUGUCUCCUUACGUCCUCCUCCCUCCCCACCCCCCAUUUUGCACUGUGUGUUGAUGCAAUCUUCGCUAGCACAAAAUAUUGUCGCUAAUAGUCCUUUCUGUUUUCCCAUUGUAAAUGCUGUUGAGCUUUAUUCUAUUUUAUGUUAUCUUGUUAAUGACAUUUAGGAAAGCAGUUGUUUCUUUAAAUUUAUUGUGAUAUUCUAUAUCUAGCGGCCUUUAUAUGCAAAUAAAAUUGCAAGAUUUUUAAA
This is a messenger RNA of Bubalus bubalis (water buffalo), 2684 nucleotides long. It is a transcript of the gene MPPED2, whose product is annotated as metallophosphoesterase domain containing 2. The transcript has 7 exons. Gene Ontology annotation, molecular function: hydrolase activity. The record is from RefSeq and is a predicted model, not a curated record. The coding region runs from base 525 to 1409 and encodes 294 amino acids. NCBI's taxonomy places the organism in Eukaryota, Metazoa, Chordata, Mammalia, Artiodactyla, Bovidae.